AUGAAGAAGCUGUGUGUUUUCACUAUUUCCUUCUUGCUCAUGACAUUUUCUCUCUUCUUGUGCAGUUUGACUGGACCCAGUUGCUUUUGGCGUAUCCAGAAUAAUGAAGAUAAUGAUGGAGAUUUGCAUCGUGACUGUGGUUUUUUUCUUUUCACAUCUGAGGAACCUAUAAAAGAAGAUUUUUACCAUUUUUGUAUUGAUUUUAGAAUACCAGCAAGGAGAUAUGAGGUUUUUUUGGUAAUGUUUUUUGCUACUGAUGAGAUCAACAGGAAUCCUUAUCUUUUACCAAACAUGUCUUUGAUUUUCUGCCUCAUUGUUGGCAUGUGUGGAGAUACAUUGGGAUACCUGGAAGAAACACAUUCACCAAACAAUACUUGGAAUAGUAUUAAUUAUAACUGUGAAAUAAGGCCAAUAUGUGAUAUAGAACUUACAGGGCCAUCAUGGACAACAUCCGUAAAACUGGCAAUUAAUUCUAGAAAACCAAAGGUUUUCUUCGGACCAUUUAAUUCUCACCUGAGUGACCAUGACCAGUUUCCCUAUAUCUAUCAGGUAGCAACCAAGGACACACAUUUGUCCCAUGGCAUGGUCUCCUUGAUGCUUCAUUUUAGAUGGACUUGGAUAGGACUUGUCAUCUCAGAUGAUGAUCAGAGUAUUCAGUUUCUCUCAGACUUGAGAGAAGCAAUGCAAAGACAUGGAAUCUGUUUAGCUUUUGUGAAUAUGAUCCCAGAAAACAUGCAGAUAUAUAUGACAAGGGGUAAGAUAUAUGACAAACAAAUUAUGACAUCAUCAGCCAAGGUUGUUAUCAUUUAUGGUGAAAUGAACUCUACUCUAGAAGUCAGCUUUAGAAGAUGGGCAUAUUUAUGUGCAAGGAGAAUCUGGAUCACAACCUCACAAUGGGAUGUCAUCACAAAUAAAAGAGAUUUCAGCUUUGAUUUCUUCCAUGGGACUGUCACUUUUGCACACCACAAUGGUGAAAUUGUUAUAUUUAGGAAUUUUUUGCAAACAGUGAACACUUCCAAGUACCCAUUAGACAUUUCUCAGACUAUGCAGGAGUGGAAUUAUUUUAAUUGUUCAAUCUCUAAGAACAGCAACAGCAAAAUGGAUCAUUUUACAUUCAACAACACAUUGGAAUGGACAGCACUGCAAAAAUUAAACAUGGUCCUGAGUGAAGAAGGCUACAAUUUGUAUAAUGCUGUAUAUGCUGUGGCCCACACAUACCAUGAACUCAUUCUCCAACAAGUAGAGUUUCAGAAAAUGGCAGAACCCAAAGGAAUAUUCACUGACUGUCAGCAGGUGGCUUCCUUGCUGAAGACCAGAGUAUUUACUAACCCUGUUGGAGAACUGGUGAACAUGAAGCAUAGGGAAAAUCAGUGUGCAGAUUAUGACAUUUUCAACAUUUGGAAUUUUCCACAAGGCCUUGGAUUAAGAGUGAAAAUAGGAAGCUAUUAUCCUUGCUUCCCACAAAAUCAACAACUUCAUAUAUCUGAAGAUUUGGAGUGGGCCACAGGAGGAACGUCUCCUCAGGUUCCCACCUCCAUGUGUAGUGUGACAUGUACUGCUGGAUUCAGAAAAAUUCAUCAGAAACAAACAGCAGACUGCUGCUUUGACUGUGCCCAUUGCCCAGAAAAUGAGGUUUCCAAUGAGACAGAUAUGGAACAGUGUGUGAGGUGUCCAGAUGAUAAGUAUGCUAACUUAGAGCAAACCCACUGCCUUCAAAGAGCUGUGUCAUUCCUGGCUUAUGAAGAUCCACUGGGGAUGGCUCUAGGCUGCAUGGCCCUGUGCUUCUCUGCCCUCACACUACUAGUAUUUUUCACUUUUGUGAAGUACAAGGAUACUCCCAUUGUGAAAGCCAAUAACCGCAUUCUCAGCUAUAUCCUGCUCAUCUCUCUAGUCUUCUGUUUUCUCUGCUCAUUGCUCUUCAUUGGACAUCCCAACCAGGCCACCUGCAUCCUACAGCAGACCACAUUUGGAGUAUUUUUCACAGUAGCCAUUUCUACAGUGUUGGCCAAAACAAUAACUGUGGUCAUGGCUUUCAAGCUCACUGCUCCAGGAAGAAGGGUGAGAGGGAUGUUGGUAGCAGGGGCACCUAACUUGGCCAUUCCCAUUUGUACCCUAAUCCAAAUUGUUCUUUGUGGAAUCUGGUUAGUAACAUCUCCUCCUUUUAUUGGUAGAGAUACAAAAUCUGAACAUGGGAAGACCAUCCUUAUUUGCAACAAAGGCUCAGUCAUUGCUUUCCACUUUGUCCUGGGAUACUUGGGCUCCUUGGCUCUGGGGAGCUUCACUGUAGCUUUCUUGGCUAGGAACCUUCCUGACAGAUUCAAUGAAGCCAAGUUCCUAACGUUCAGCAUGCUGAUGUUCUGCAGUGUCUGGAUCACCUUCCUCCCUGUCUACCACAGUACCAGGGGAAAGGCCAUGGUAGUUGUGGAGGUCUUCUCCAUCUUGGCUUCUAGUGCAGCAUUGCUAGGGUUUAUCUUUGUCCCAAAGUGUUAUGUUAUCUUAGUUAAAUCAGAUUCAAAUUUUCGGGAGAAGUACAAAAAUAAAUUUCAUUAUUGA
This is a messenger RNA of Mus musculus (house mouse), 2553 nucleotides long. RefSeq names its product vomeronasal 2, receptor 17 (gene Vmn2r17). Gene Ontology annotation, molecular function: G protein-coupled receptor activity. The record is from RefSeq and is a predicted model, not a curated record. The coding region runs from base 1 to 2553 and encodes 850 amino acids. The transcript is spliced from 6 exons. NCBI's taxonomy places the organism in Eukaryota, Metazoa, Chordata, Mammalia, Rodentia, Muridae. Gene Ontology annotation, biological process: G protein-coupled receptor signaling pathway. Gene Ontology annotation, cellular component: plasma membrane; membrane.